This is a messenger RNA of Gossypium raimondii (Peruvian cotton), 5632 nucleotides long. RefSeq names its product dicer-like protein 4. The transcript has 25 exons. NCBI's taxonomy places the organism in Eukaryota, Viridiplantae, Streptophyta, Magnoliopsida, Malvales, Malvaceae. Gene Ontology annotation, molecular function: protein binding; ribonuclease III activity; RNA binding. Gene Ontology annotation, biological process: siRNA processing. Gene Ontology annotation, cellular component: nucleus; cytoplasm. Bases 292 to 5259 code for a protein of 1655 amino acids. The record is from RefSeq and is a predicted model, not a curated record.
UGGGAGACGAGAUUCGGCAGUUCGACUCAUUAAUAAGCGAACAAAUGUAAUGAUAAAAAAUUGUUGGAAGAGGAGUUACCAGAUUUGACUUUCCAUUGACCGAGCACAAUUCAUUACAAGAAAUCCUAGGAGACCGCUCUGCUUAGUAAACCGAAUGGGAUUUCGACAUCUAUUUGUCCAUUUGAUCAAAGCAAACAAAAAUCUUUUUUUCUUUUUGCUUAGCGGUUGAGACUUGGAAAAUAAGCAAUUUUUACCAGUCUUCUCACCGCUGUGGCUAUAAUUCCCUCGUUGAUGCCGGGCGGCGAAUUGUCCACCGACGGGACCGAGCCGUUCAUGGCCUCUAAAGUUAAAGCCUUUUCUACUCCGUCGCCGAUCGUUGAAAUCAGCCGAAAAGAUGAACCUAUAAUGGAAAAGAAAGAGAAGGAUCCACGAAAAAUUGCUAGAAAGUAUCAACUGGAGUUAUGCAAGAAAGCCAUGGAAGAGAACAUAAUUGUUUAUUUGGAGACUGGUUGUGGGAAGACCCACAUCGCAGUUCUGCUUAUUUAUGAGCUUGGCCAUUUGAUACGGAAACCUCAGAAUAGGGUAUGCAUUUUUCUUGCUCCCACAGUGGCUCUUGUUCAGCAGCAAGCCCGGGUUAUAGAAGAUUCUCUUGAUUUCAAGGUUGGGACUUAUUGUGGUAACUGCAGACACUUGAAGAACCAUCAUGACUGGGAAAUAGAGAUCAAAGAAUAUGAGGUUCUUGUUAUGACUCCCCAAAUACUACUUCGUAGCUUAUAUCACUGCUUCAUCAGGAUGGACUUAAUCGCUCUUCUGAUAUUUGAUGAGUGUCAUCAUGCUCAAAUAAAAAGCAACCAUCCUUAUGCAGAAAUCAUGAAAGUUUUUUAUGAUAAAGCUACUGCAUCAAUGCUUCCUCGUAUAUUUGGAAUGACAGCAUCUCCCGUUGUUGGUAAAGAUGCUUCCAGUCAAGUAAAUUUACCUAAAAGCAUCAACAGCCUCGAAAACUUGCUUGAUGCUAAGGUAUAUUCAGUUGGAGAUAAGGAGGAAUUGGAAAGCUUUGUAGCAUCUCCUGUGGUUAGAGUAUAUGAUUAUGGUCCUGUCAAUUUUGGUUCUUCUUGUUCCACCAUUAUCUAUUGUAGUAAACUUGAGGAGAUUAAGCGCCAGUGCAUACCUUUUGUCAGGAAGAAUGGUGAUAUUCAAUCUGCCAGGAACACAAAAAAGCUGCUCAACAGAAUGCAUGAUAAUAUAAUCUUUUGCUUGGAAAAUUUGGGCAUUUGGGGAGCAUUGCAAGCUUGCCGACUUCUUUUAACUGGUAAUAACUCUGAGAGGAAUGAAUUGAUAGAAGAUGAAGGGAUUUUAAGUGACGACUCUGUAUGUGAUCGAUAUCUUGUUCAUGCUGCUGAUGUUUUUGCUUCAGAUUGUACGAGAGAUGGAUCUGCAAACGAUUUAUCUGAUGUAGAGAUUUUGAAGGAACCAUUUUUCUCGAAAAAGCUGCUACGUCUUGUUGGAAUUCUUUCCACCUUCAGGUUACAGCCAAAUAUGAAAUGCAUAAUUUUUGUGAAUAGGAUUGUUACUGCAAGAUCCUUGUCAUACAUACUGCAAAACCUUAAGUUCCUAUUAUUUUGGAAGUGCCAUUUUCUUGUGGGAGUCCACUCUGGACUUAAAAGUAUGUCAAGAAAGACAAUGAAAAACAUUCUUGAGAAGUUCAGAACAGGAGAGUUGAAUCUUUUGAUUGCAACUAAAGUCGGUGAAGAAGGACUUGACAUUCAGACAUGCUGCCUUGUGAUACGUUUUGACCUUCCAGAAACUGUUGCGAGCUUUAUCCAAUCAAGAGGACGUGCAAGAAUGCCUCUCUCUGAGUAUGCAUUUCUGGUGAACAGUGGGAACGAGAAGGAACUAGAUUUGAUUAAAAAUUUUAAGAAAGAUGAAGAUCGUAUGAAUGUGGAAAUUUCUUUCAGAACAUCUACUGAGGUUUCUAUUGGUCUUGAGGAGAGAAUCUAUAUGGUUGAUUCAUCUGGUGCUUCCAUCAGUUCAGGAUAUAGUAUCUCUCUACUUCAUCAUUACUGCUCAAAACUGCCCCAUGAUGAGUACUUUUUCCCCAAGCCAAGCUUUUAUUAUUUUGAAGAUUCAGGAGGAACAAUCUGCAAUAUAAUAUUACCUUCGAAUGCUCCAAUAAAUCAAAUUGCCAGUACACCUCAAUCUUCAGUUAAUGCUGCCAAAAAAGAUGCUUGUCUAAAAGCAAUUGAAGAAUUGCAUAAAUUGGGAGCCUUGACUGACCAUCUCUUGCCACUGCAAAACAGUGUUCUUGAGGAGGAAACAUUGCUGGUGUCUUCUGAUUCUGGGAGCUCUGAAGCAGAUGAGGAUUCACGAGGUGAACUACAUGAGAUGCUUGUUCCUGCUGUGCUUAAAGAAUCAUGGACUAACUUAGAGAACUGUGUCCUCCUUUAUGCUUACUAUAUAAAAUUUAAUCCGAAUCCUAAGGACAGGAGCUAUAAAGAGUUUGCUCUCUUUGUCAAGUCUCCUCUCCCUAAGGAGGCUGAGAGAAUGGAGCUGGAUCUUCACCUAUCUCGGCGUAGGUCGGUGAUGACAAAGCUUACCCCAUCUGGAGUUGCAGAAUUUAAGAGAGAAGAGAUCAUGCAGGCACAGCAUUUUCAAGAAAUGUUCUUCAAGGUCAUCCUUGAUAGAUCAGAACUCCUUUCUGAAUUUAUUACUUUAGGAAAUGUCUUUCUUUCAUCAAGCUCCUCAACAUUCUAUUUAUUGCUUCCUGUUAUUCUCUCCAAUUGUGAGAAUAAAGUGACAGUGGAUUGGGGGAUUGUCCAAAGAUGUUUGUCGUCUCCACUUUUUAAGCCUCCUGUUGCAGCUGCAAAGAUUGAAAAUUUCCCUUCAGAUGUUUGCUUGCACCUUGUAAAUGGUUGUAGGAGUAUAAGAGACAUUGAGAAUAGUUUGGUGUAUGCCACACACAAGAGGGCCUUUUACUUUAUUACUAGCAUUGUUGGUGAAAAAAAUGGUUACAGCCCAUAUAGAGAUUCAGGCACUUUAAAUCACGUGGAGCACUUAAACAUGUCUGGCAUUCAUCUUAAGUACCCUGAACAACCUCUUCUGCAUGCAAAACCACUUUUUAAGUUGCACAAUUUGCUCCACAACCGAAAGCCGGAGGAUUCAGAAGCAAAUGAACUGGAAGAAUACUUCAUUGAUUUGCCUCCUGAGCUUUGUCAGCUGAAAAUAAUAGGCUUCUCCAAAGAGAUAGGGAGUUCGCUUUCUUUGUUACCAUCAAUUAUGCAUCGCCUGGAGAACUUGCUUGUGGCUAUUGAACUGAAGCAUGUUUUUUCUGCUUCAUUUGCCGAGGGAGCUGAAGUUACUGCCCUUAGGGUCCUAGAAGCACUUACUACAGAGAAGUGUCAAGAGCGUUUUUCUCUUGAAAGGCUUGAGACACUUGGUGAUUCCUUCCUCAAGUUUGCUGUGGCCCGCCAUCUUUUUCUUUUACAUGAUGCACUUGAUGAAGGGGAAUUGACUAGGAGAAGGUCUAAUGUUGUAAAUAAUUCUAAUUUAUUCAAGCUGGCAACAAGGCGAAAUUUACAGGUUUACAUACGUGAUCAACCUUUUGAUCCUUAUCAGUUCUUUCCCUUGGGCCAUCCCUGCCCAGUAAUUUGUACAAAAGAAACUAAAGGAACUGUUCACCCACAAUCUAGUUGUCAAGUAGAUCAUACAAAGAGUGAAGUCAAAUGUAGUAGAAAUCACCAUUGGCUACAUAAGGACACAAUUUCUGAUGUGGUUGAGGCUCUUGUAGGAGCAUUUAUAGUUGAUAGGGGCUUCCAAGCGGCAACAGCAUUUCUUAGAUGGAUAGGCAUACGAGUGGACUUCCAAGGUUCUCAACUUAAUAGUAUUUGCGCUGCAAGCAAGAGAUUUAUGCCACUUUCCUCCCUAUUGGAUAUUGGAGAUCUUGAAAAUUUGUUGGGUUACCAGUUUCUUCAUAAGGGUCUCCUCCUUCAGGCGAUUGUGCAUCCUUCUUUUAAUAGGCAUGGGGGAGGCUGCUACCAGAGAUUGGAGUUUCUUGGAGAUGCUGUCUUAGAUUAUUUAAUUACAUCAUAUCUGUUUUCACUGUAUCCAAAGUUGAAACCUGGUCAGUUGACUGAUUUGAGAUCAGUGUCAGUGAACAACAAGUCCUUUGCCAAUGUUGCAGUGGACAGACGCUUACACAAAUUUCUUAUGUGUGACUCUUGUCACCUCAACGAGGCCAUAGAAAAAUAUGUUGACUUCAUCACAUCAUCAUCACCAGACAGGGGAUUGUUUGAAGGGCCAAAAUGUCCGAAGGCUCUUGGUGACUUGGUAGAGUCUUGUUUCGGUGCUAUUCUCCUUGAUACAGGGUUCAACUUGAACCGUGUUUGGAAGAUAAUGCUAUCCAUUCUGGAUCCAAUCAAGAGCCUUUCAAGUGUGCAGCUCAAUCCUAUCAGGGAAGUACAGGAGCUUUCCCAGUGUUAUAACUGGGAUUUGCAGUUUCUAGUUGCAAAAGUUGGUAGAAAUUUUUCAGUGGAUGCAAAGGUAAAUGCAGGAGAUGUACCUCUAUGUGUUUCUUACAGCAACAUUAAUAGAAAAGAAGCUAUCAGAACUACUGCACAUCAACUAUAUGUAAAGUUAAAGGCUCUAGGAUAUGCACCCAAAUCAAAGUCCUUGGAAGAAGUUUUGAAGGGAAGCCCCAAGAAUGAAGCCAAGCUGAUUGGAUACGAUGAAACACCCAUUGAUGUCAGUGUUACUGACAUAGUUGGAUUUGAAAACAUGAAAUUGCAAGAAUCUCUUGUGAAUGAUUUCAACCCCAAAACUCGUUCUAUUAAAAGGACAACUUCUAGCGGUGUAUCUUGCAUCUCACCUGGUAGCAGACCUCCACCUUCUUUUGAAGUAAAAGCAGCAAGGGGUUCAGCCUCUGGUAUUGAAGCCAAAGGCAAACCCCCCAAUUGCUCCAUUGUGGAUCCUAGUUGUGGGAUUGACUCGCCAUCCAAAGGUGAAUCACAUGGUCGUACUGCUAGAUCACAGUUAUACGAAAUCUGUGCUAUCAAUUGCUGGAAACCCCCUUUGUUUGAAUGUUGCAAAGAGGAAGGACCAAGUCAUUUGAGAUCAUUCACUUACAGGGUAAUAGUUGAAAUCGAAGAAGCUCCAGAUAUGAUAUUGGAGUGCUUCAGCAGUCCUCGGACCACAAAGAAGGCAGCAGCCGAGCAUGCAGCGGAAGGUGCACUCUGGUAUUUAAAACAUGGAGGAUACUUACAAUAGGUCAACUUAACCGACUGAACCUCAUUGCUAGACAUAAUGGAGAUCAAGGUUUGAAUUUAGUCAUUUUGCUAUCUCAGUUCAAUGGCUCUAGUCUCUCUCUUCAUCCCCUAUUUAAUGAACUUAAAAACCAGCAUUUUCUUUAAAAGUCGAAUAAAAGAUGAUUUAACAACAAAAUUAAAAUUUUGCUUCGAACUUGUUAACGUGGCAUUUUUGGUAUGUCCAUGUAUCCAACAAGGAGCCCAAUUUAAUUCAAUCCAUGUAUCUGGUGCUGUGUCAUGAAAGUGUAAAGAUUAAAUUUAUUAAACUCGAGAUAGAGGAUUAAAGCUAUUCAAUUGAGAUAAUAAGAUGAUCGAAUUUAGAUUUCAAACUCAAA